Messenger RNA from Closterium sp. Yama58-4, 861 nucleotides. The record is from the annotation of a GenBank genome assembly. Lineage: Eukaryota; Viridiplantae; Streptophyta; Zygnematophyceae; Desmidiales; Closteriaceae.
AUGUACACCACUAGCGUAACGCCAUCGCUUUCCGUGGCGCGCAAACAUCAAUAUCCCGUCACCCUCGACUACGCUCGCUCCUUCCUCGCCGCGUCACCCUCACGUUCUCUCUCCCCGCGCAAUCUUCGUCCCCCUCCCUUCCCAUCGUUCCUUCAUUGUUACCCUCCAUUUCCAUCGCCCCCAUUGUCCCUGCUCCCUUCUCGUCGCCCUCCCUACCGACUGAUCAGCCCUCCGUCGCCCUUCCACUCUCCCGUCGCCCUCCCUCUCUCCGCGCCCUUCCCAUCUCCUUCGCUCUCUUCCCUCCCUUCACUCAUCGCCCUCCCUCUCUCCGCGCCCUUCCCAUCUCCUUCGCUCUCUCCCCUCCCUCCCCGUCGCCCUCCCUCUCUCCGCGCCCUUCCCAUCUCCUUCGCUCUCUCCCCUCCCUCCCUCGCCCUCUCUCUCUACUCGCCCUUCCCGUCGCCGUCGCUCUCUCCUCCCCCACCCAACCUCCCCUCCCAUCGCCCAACUCGUCGCCGUCGCGCUCGAUCUGGAACGCCCUCCCCGCGCCCUUCGUACUCUCGAAUCAUCCACGCGCUUCGUACCUCGUCGUCCUCACGCUCAGCCGAAAUGCUCGCCCGUCGCAUUUCGUAUUUCCCUUCCCAUCACCGACCUCGUCGCCUUCACGCUCUCCUCGAAAUGCCAUCCCGUCACCCUUCUUCUCUCCCCUCCCAUCACUCAUCUCGUCGCCCUCGCGCACUACCAUUCCGCGAUUUUGCUCUCACAUUUCUCUGCACGCGUCCUUGUUUCCGUCGCCCUAUCUCUCUCGUAUCUCGUCACAUUGAAACUCUCUGUUGUUUUUCUCUUGUCUUUCCUACGCUGUGA